Messenger RNA from Capra hircus (goat), 1284 nucleotides. RefSeq names its product olfactory receptor 7A17-like. Gene Ontology annotation, biological process: G protein-coupled receptor signaling pathway. Gene Ontology annotation, cellular component: membrane. Gene Ontology annotation, molecular function: olfactory receptor activity; G protein-coupled receptor activity. The coding region runs from base 1 to 1284 and encodes 427 amino acids. The transcript has 4 exons. The record is from RefSeq and is a predicted model, not a curated record. NCBI's taxonomy places the organism in Eukaryota, Metazoa, Chordata, Mammalia, Artiodactyla, Bovidae.
AUGGAACCAGAGAAUGAUACAAAAAUUUUGGAAUUUCUUCUUCUGGGAUUUUCAGAGGAACCAGAAUUGCAGCCCCUCAUAUUUGGUCUGUUCCUCUCCAUGUACCUGAUCACUGUGUUUGGAAAUCUGCUCAUCAUCCUGGCCAUCAGCUCAGACCCCCACCUCCACACCCCCAUGUACUUCUUCCUCUCCAGCCUCUCCUUUGUCGACAUCUGCUUCACCUCCACCACCAUCCCAAAGAUGCUGCAGAACAUAAGGACACAGAGCAAAGUACUAACCUAUGAAGGCUGCAUCACCCAGAUGUAUUUUUUCAUACUCUUUGCAGUAUUGGACAUGUUUCUCCUGACCGUGAUGGCCUAUGACCGAUUUGUAGCCAUCUGUCAUCCCCUGCAUUACAUGGUCAUCAUGAACCCCCGGCUCUGUGGUCUGCUGGUUCUGGUGUCCUGGAUGAUGAGUGCCCUGAAUUCCUUGUUACAAAGUGUAAUGGUGUUGAGAUUGUCUUUCUGUACAGACUUGGAAAUCCCCCACUUUUUCUGUGAAAUUAAUCAGUUGAUUCAACUUGCCUGCUCUGACAUGUUUCUUAAUGAGAUAGUAAUGUAUUUUGCAGCUGCAAUAUUGGGUGGUGGUUCCUUCACUGGGAUUCUUUAUUCAUAUUCCAAGAUAGUUUCUUCAAUACAAAGAAUCUCAUCAGCUCAGGGGAAGUAUAAGGCGUUUUCCACCUGUGCAUCUCACCUCUCAGUUGUCUCUUUAUUUUAUUGUACAUGUUUAGGAGUGUACCUUAGCUCUGCUGCUACCCACAGCUCACAUUCAAGUGCAAUCGCCUCAGUGAUGUACACAGUGGUCACACCCAUGCUGAACCCCUUCAUUUAUAGUCUGCGGAACAAAGACAUGAAGAGGGCUCUGGAAAGAAUCAUUAGGAAGGCAGAGCUUCAUUCUCCAAUAUCAACCACCUGGGAAAGUUUUGGACUUCCACCCAGAGACCUCCAUCUCAACCUUUCUAUCCAGAAUCACCUAUCAGAUCAGCAGUACAAGAUUAUUAGUGAUAAUUACGUGAUAAGAAUGAAAAUAUACUUGGAUGAAAUUCAAGAAGAAAUUGGAAGCACAAUGGUAUCAGUAAAAUUUGAACAUUCCCAGGGAGAUUUAGGUGUAGAAUACCUGACCACCUGGACAAAAGGCUGGAUGCACAAUAAGAAGGCACAAGAGCAUGCCUUGACGGGUAAAUUUCCAUACCAAAUUAUGGAUACUGACUUCGAAUGCAAAGUGUAUAUUGCAGAAUUCAAUUAG